AUUGAAGAUGAUACUUAAUUGCAAAAAUGCUGCGUUAAAAGCAAACGACUUUGUCGAGAAACUAGGGAAUUGAGCCAACAGGGUGGAUCUAGUAAAAACAAAGGCAGUGUUUAGUGAAACCAGCAUUUAAAAUCAAUCCAUAAAAAGCACAUUGUACUGCUGGCAGGACAACACAUCAUCUCACCUCAAUCUUGUAGAAACAAAGGCCCCUAAGUGGACCACUUUGAGAGUCAAACGUCUUCGUCUCCAUAGUCAAAUGUCCCUGUCUACCCAGUCAAAUCUCCAUGACAUUGGCCGAGGGUGGGGCAGGAGAGGGACCUCAAGAAAGGUGGAGCGCAGGAUGGUGCCAUCGGUGAACAUGGAAUCAAUGUGCUGUUAAUGGCCGCUUGUGCCGUCAGGGCAUUCCCUGUGCGCAAAUAUCCUCCUUGCAUAAGAUCCUUCUUGCAAAUUCAGAUGCCACUGUUUCCUCCCCUUCCUUCUGCACGAGGUGGACCAACAAACACACAGGACAGCAACGGAUGAGUCCGCAAUACAAGCUGUUGGUACAAUACACUGCCUUUUGUUUUGGCUAGGUGACUGCAAAUGAGUGGAGUCAUCUAAGAGGUUAUUUUUGACAAUUAUGGUCUAUCUGGAAGCCUUCCUCAGCGUUAUCUUCUUCAUCAGCGCUCUUCCUCUGGAUUAGGGACGUUAACGACAGCCUCGUUGGGGGAAACCCUUGUUUUGAGCUCUUACUAAGACCCAUGGACUAGCGGAAUGGGGCGAAUGUGUGUGGAAGGGAGGAGGAAUGAAGGGCGGCUGGGAGAAGGGAGCGGCAGAGACCUGAUGAGAGUGGGGGGGCUGGUGGUGGUGCUCUCCCUCAUAGUGUCCUCUUCAGGUGCCUCGCCUAAUUCCCCAGGCAUUAGCCUGCCACCAGUGAAUGUGUCCGUGGCAACUGGCAAACGUGCAGAGUUCAGCUGUGGCAUGGCCAAUUCCCUCAAUAAGAUGCUCAAGUUCACUAUGUAUGCUCCCAAGAAAAACCUCAGCAUCACCUGUGUUGGAGAUCAGACUGAAGCGACCGAGGUCAACUUCGACCGCUACUUUGGUGAAUGUAAGGGAGAGCCAAACAACCUGCUGGCCGUGUUGUCCAUCGUUGACGCCAAAUUAUCGGACAACGGCAUUUAUGUCAGAUGCCAGUCCCUUGAAGAAAGCUCUGCUGCAUUCUUAAACGUCGAAGAACCAUCCAACAGCUUCGGUAUCAUCAUUGGCUGCACUAUUGGAGCAUUCAUCACCACUCUACUGGUCUUUGGCGCGCUUUUCCACGUUAUUCGGGGAUCCGAGAAACUACAGCAAUGCUUCAGAGGUCCAGUUGAGGUGGAGGAGGACAUCACCAUGGCCACCGUGGAGUGAGAAAGGAGUGAGAAGUGGAGUGAAACAAAGCUUUUAUUUGCAUGCACUUAUAAGAAUGCACUGCAGAAUGAUGAGUAACUACCUUAAGUUGAAAAGUAGAAAAGCAUAGUUUAAAUCUUUGCGUAGGAUUUUAAUUGAACUAUUAACACAUGUUUGCAUAUAUGUUGACAGCCUAACACUACUUUUGCAAACUGUCAGAUAACCAACAAUAAUUUGAGAGUAUGAUAUUUAUCUCUACAUGUAUUUUAGAGUAGAAGAAUAUAUAUCUUACUUCACUACAAAUAUGAACAAACACCGUACAAAAUACUACCAGGAUACAUUCCUGUAAUAUGAGAGGAUUUUACUGUAAUUUAUUUAUAUUAUAUUUUUAUUGUACUUAGCCAAACAAAUGAAUACUUAUUGCCCAAUAAAUAUAAUUAUUUUCUCGGGUACUACAUU
This is a messenger RNA of Gadus morhua (Atlantic cod), 1824 nucleotides long. RefSeq lists its product as uncharacterized. The record is from RefSeq and is a predicted model, not a curated record. The coding region runs from base 754 to 1386 and encodes 210 amino acids. The transcript is spliced from 6 exons. Lineage: Eukaryota; Metazoa; Chordata; Actinopteri; Gadiformes; Gadidae.